GGAAGGAAACCACUACUUGGUGCAUAUUCAAUUACUCUUAAUUUGAUUAUAUAUUGAUCUAGUAUCAAAUCAUCCAUACAUUCCCAUAACUCACAAUGGUUGUUCUCUCCCAACUUUCAGAAGGAUCUUCAUCUUUAUCAUCAAUUCAUGGUCACAUAUAUGACAUAUUUUUAAGUUUCAGAGGUAUCGACACUCGUGAUAGUUUCAUCGCUUACCUACAUGAAGCUCUCACGGAUGCCAAUAUCACUACAUUCUUGGAUAAUGAAGCGAUUAAAGUUGGGGAAGAUCUAAAACCAGAAUUGGAGAGUGCUAUAAAAGCAUCUAGGGCUUCUAUUAUCGUAUUGUCUAAGAAUUAUGCUAAUUCAACCUGGUGCCUUGAUGAGCUGGUGUUGAUCCUUGAGCAACGUAUGAUAUCCAAUCAUAUUGUUUUCCCUAUCUUUUAUCAUGUUGAGCCUACCCAUGUUCGGAAGCAACAGGACAGCUUCGGAAAUGCAAUGUCUGAACAUAGAAAGAUGAUUGAGGCGGAGAACGAUGCAAAUAAAAGAAGUAAAUGGGCUGAAAAGAUGGACCGGUGGAAUAAAGCACUUACAGAAGUUGCUGGUUUAAAAGGCAAUAACGUCAAUGGGAGGCUAGAGACGGAAUUCAUUGAAGAAAUUGUCAAGGAUGUCUACUAUAGAUUACAAGUACCCUUACGCAAUCCUCUACCACUACUUAUUGGGAUGGACCAUUCCAUUAAAUUCGUCACUUCAUGGUUAGAUGAAUCCUCAUAUACAACAGACGUACUCACCAUUUUGGGUAUGGGUGGGAUCGGGAAGACGUCUUUAGCCAAAUAUGUCUAUGGUUUACAUUGUCGUAAAUUUAAAAGAAGCAGCUAUAUUGGAAAUAUCAGUAGGAGAUGUGAGGAAAGUUUUAUUGGAUUGCUCGGUCUACAAAAACAACUCUAUGAUGACAUUUCAAGAACAAGUUCAAUUGAAGUUCACGAUGUUUCUAUAUACACCUCAAAGAUAGAGAAUGUUGUGUCCCGUAAAAAGGUGUUUCUAGUUCUUGAUGACAUUGAUAAUCUCGCCCAGUUGGAUUCAAUGCUUGGAAGCGAAAGGUUUUAUCGGGGGAGCAAAAUUAUUGUUACAACAAAGGAUGGAUGGUUGACAGAGAGUUGUGCACUAUUCAAAAAGAAACUUACACCCAAUCAUACAACGCACUUACUUAAAGUCUUACAAGAGAAUGACUCACGAGAACUUUUGUGUUUUCAUGCAUUCAAGUCAAACCAUCCCAAGGCAGAUUAUAAAGAGGUGUCAAAUAAGUUUGUGAAGUAUUGUGAAGGACAUCCAUUGGCUCUCGAAGUUUUGGGAAAGUCUCUAUAUAAUCGAAAAGUAGCUUACUGGAAAGAUUAUCUAGAACGGCUAGAGAAAGAAACUGGUUCUCCUAUAGAUAAUGUCUUGAGAAUGAGCUUGGACUCUUUGUCAUCAGAAAAUGAUAAAGAAUUGUUUAAGCAUAUUGCUUGUUAUUUUGUUGGAACAAAUAGAUAUGUUAGUGAAACAAUAUUAAAGGCAUGUCAUUUAAACACAACAUCAGGGAUCACGAAUCUCGUGGACAGAUGUCUUCUUAGUAUCGGAGAUAAUAAGGAAUUCAUGAUGCAUCAGUUGCUUCAAAAGAUGGGAAGAUUCUUAGUACAUCAAGAAUCACCGAAGAAGCCAUGGAAGCGAAGUCGAUUAUGGCGUCAUGAGGAGUCAUUCCAAGUGUUGAAACAAAACAAAGGUAAGGGGAGUCUUCUAGGCCUUGCCCUUGACAUGCGGAUGCUUACUAAUCCACAACGACAUGAGAGUAGGCAAAAGCUGAUCGAAUCGUGCUCAAAAGACAAAAGACGUCUGGUAGCAGAGCCUGUAUCUAAAGGAAGAGAGGAAUCUAAAACACAGAUGUAUUAUGAAUUUGGAAUAUUCAGUACAAUUUACAGCAUGUUCAGAGUCCGUGUAGCUGGGGAUUGUGCAAUAUUGUUAAGCCAUUGGAUGUUUGGGAUGAAUGAGAUGGAAGUAUUUCCAUACUAUCUUCCAUACAUUGGAGACAAACCCUAUUAUAAAGAAAACCAAGUGCGUUUCAGAGUUUUUUCUGUAAAGAAGUCUAACAUAGUUGGUGGCGUACAUGAGGAUGAAACAGAGUUGUACAAUAGACCCUCGAAAAUGUUGAAGAUAUAAGCUAGCCUUGAUAGAGAGUGACGGUACUUCUUGUUAAUGGCAAUUACAAGAUGGUAGUUAUUGAUGACAGUUACAAGUUGCAUGUGGUUAUACUCCAAGAGUUGCACGGGUUCUCUUAAAUGGUUAAGAAGCAACCAUUUUAGGCUAUAUAUAUGUUGUAGUCUAAUGUUAAUAGUG
Messenger RNA from Lactuca virosa, 2366 nucleotides. The record is from the annotation of a GenBank genome assembly. Lineage: Eukaryota; Viridiplantae; Streptophyta; Magnoliopsida; Asterales; Asteraceae.